Messenger RNA from Leptopilina boulardi, 1667 nucleotides. RefSeq lists its product as uncharacterized. NCBI's taxonomy places the organism in Eukaryota, Metazoa, Arthropoda, Insecta, Hymenoptera, Figitidae. The record is from RefSeq and is a predicted model, not a curated record. The transcript has 4 exons. The coding region runs from base 929 to 1552 and encodes 207 amino acids.
CAUGCAAAUUUUCAGAAAAGAAAAAAAUAAUUUCUGUUCAUGCUUUUCAAAUAUUUCAGUUUCUCAGGCUUUUGCCAUUAUUUAUUGAAAACAAAAUUAAAAAAUUAGACAAUCCGGUUUGGAAAUUAAUUAUUUUACUCAUGGAAAUAACAGAAAUAGUUUGCGCACCUGCUAUUCAUAAAUCCUACUUAGGUUAUUUGCAACAAAGCAUUGACGAAUAUUUGUGUCUUAGAGCAAAACAUUUUCCUAAUGUAAAAUUAAGACCAAAACAUCAUUUCCUUUGGCACUAUCCUGAACUAAUUUUGAAAUUUGGACCUUUAAUAAAGGUAUGGUCUAUGCGUUUCGAAAGUAAGUACACUUUUUUUAAACGAAGCAUACGAUUUCUUCAUAAUUUUAUAAAUAUUACCAAAUCACUGUCUGAAAAACAUGAACUAUUUCAAAGUUUCCUUAGGUUGGGGAGCGACAUUAGAUUUGAUGUUUUAUUAAACAAUAGUUAUCCUUUUGAAAUACAUAUCUAUGCAGAAAAUUUGCAAGCAGCAUUGAGAAGGGCAAACCUUACUCAAGAUUUUCUUCAAGAAUGUAACUCUGUAACUAUAAAAGGAACAGACUAUGAGAAAGGAAAUAUUUUACUGAUAAAUCAAUCUGCUUAUCAACAUGAUACUGUACUAGGUAAAAUUUGUAUUUUUCUACAUGACGGAAGUAAAAAAUUUACGUUCUUAUGGAAAUAGUAGAAAAUACAUUUUGCCCUGAACUUCGUGCUUAUGAAGUUGGAAUAGUAAAAGGAUACGAAUGUUGUUCUUUAAAUGAACUAAUAGCAUAUGAACCUUUGCACAUUUAUAAUACUGGAAACAAAUUAUUUGUCAAACCUAAGUACCGAUAUGUACAUAACAACUUAUAACUAUUUGCUGAUGAAGUCGUAAGAAGCAAUAUGCCGAUUUUCAAGGUUUCUGAUUCUACCAAAAGUGUCCAAAAAUUUAUCAGAGGUUUAACAAUUGUAGAUGUUCUUCAAGAGUCACAAAAAAAAUUGGACCUUCCUGAUGGUAAUUAUAAGGUUAUUAGUGAGCUCGAAGGUAUCGAAAUAGAAGAUGAUGACAUAUUGCUAGAACUUUCUCAGAUGUCAAAACAACCAUUAAGUUUACUUGUAAUUCCACUUAAUGAGAGUAAUAACAACAAUGGCACUUAUUUUAAGGAAACUUCAAUUCCUGUUAUUGACUUACAAUUUAUUGGAGAUUUCAGUAAUCUUGAAAAUGUUCAUGGGAAGGAUAAAAGUGAUAAACAAACAAUUGUUUUAGGAGAUGAGAUAAUGAAUUUGUGUCCACCAGGUUUAAUAAAUAGCAUAAAUAAUAAACAAGCUGUUCAUCCCCUUGAUAGAAGAAAGUUAGUUGCAAAUAUCUCUGAGUACAUGAUUCACGUUAUAAAAGAUACAUCCCGUGGUCUUGCAAUUAAAAUUGUUUCUUAUAUAAUUGAUCGCAGCUCUGGCGUUUUCAUAGACAAAAUUGGGGAUGUCGUAUUAGGAUCAGGGGUUAUUACUCUUGUUAAGUUAAGGCUUUAAGUUAAGGUAUCGAAUUGCGAGCGUUAGGGUCGAGGGUUCAAUUCUUGUCGGUUAGAAAUUUUCUCUGUUCGGUACAUAAUCGUUAGAGCUUAAAAUAAGCGUCAGUAUAGGAGAG